Cavia porcellus (domestic guinea pig) is the source of this 6190-nucleotide messenger RNA. It is a transcript of the gene Gcc2, whose product is annotated as GRIP and coiled-coil domain containing 2. The record is from RefSeq and is a predicted model, not a curated record. Gene Ontology annotation, biological process: late endosome to Golgi transport. NCBI's taxonomy places the organism in Eukaryota, Metazoa, Chordata, Mammalia, Rodentia, Caviidae. The transcript is spliced from 23 exons. Gene Ontology annotation, cellular component: Golgi apparatus. The coding region runs from base 128 to 5149 and encodes 1673 amino acids.
AUGACGACGCGGGGCGGGGCGUCCGGAGAGCGCGACCUUUGACCCGCAAUUGCGGCUACGUCGGCGACGGCCGGGGAUAGAAGCGCCCCAGAGGCGGCGGCGGGCUGUAGGUGUUUGCACCGCAGGGAUGGAGGACCCUGCCCAGGACGGGGUGACCGCCCCAGCCGCCCCAGGCGCCGCGAGAUCCAAGCUGGAAACUCUGCCUAAAGAAGAUCUCAUCAAGUUUGCCAAGAAGCAGAUGAUGCUGCUACAGAAAGCUAAAUCAAAGUGUACAGAAUUGGAGAAAGAAAUUGAUGAACUCAAAUCAAAACCUAUUGAUGGAGGAAGUGAUGAUAUUAUUAAGGUGUUGACCGAGCGCCUGGACGCUGUUCUUCUGGAGAAAGCAGAGACCGAGCAGCAGUGUCUCUCUCUGAAAAAGGAAAAUGCGAAAAUCAAGCAGGAAGUUGAAGAUUCUGUAACUAAAAUGGAAGAUGAGCACAAGGAGUUUGAACAGUUGCACAGAAACUAUGUGAAAGAAAUUGAAGAUUUGAAAAGUGAAUUGAUAACGGUACAUUCCAAACACAAUGAAGAUAAGGCCGGCUUACAAAGGGAGCUAGAAGAAGCAAUAAACAAACAGGCAGAGCUUUCAGAGCAACUUAAAUUUCAGAGUAGCUCUGAAAGUGAUAUUAAAGAACUGCAAGAUGAGAGUCAAAAAAUGAGGUCAGCCUUUGAGGAACAAAUUUUCUAUCUGCAAAAGCAGUUAGAAGCUAUCACUGAUGAAAAAAAGCAAGCAGUUACUCACCUCCAAGAAGUCAUGGAGGCGAAUUCUCAACAGUACCAAAGAGAUACUAUUCGUUUGCAAGAAGAAGUGAAAGAACUGACACAACAGAUUAAAGCAUCAGCUAAAGAACAUGAAGCAGAAAUAAGUAAGUUAAACCAGCUGAAAGAGGACCUAGCGAGACAGUGUGAGGCCAGUGAGCAGACUAUUCGCGAGAAAUACAAAUGUGAAUUGGAAAACCUAAGGAAAGCCACAUCGGAUGCAAACCCAGACCUUCCUGUGGGUCCUGUCCUCUUACAGAAAGAUACUUUUGUGGAACAGAUAGUAAAUGAAAAAACCAAAUACUUACAGGAUUCCUUAAAAGAACUGGAGUCUCAACAUAGUAUUUUAAAAGAUGAGGUAACUUACAUGAAUAAUCUUAAAUUAAAACUUGAAAUGGAUGCACAGCAUAUAAAGGAUGAGUUUUUUCAUGAACGAGAAGACUUGGAAUUUAAAAUUAAUGAACUGUUACUAGCUAAAGAAGAGCAGGGCUGUGUAAUAGAAAAAUUAAAAUAUGAGCUGGAAGAUUUAAAUAAACAGUUUCAUUGUGCUAUAGAACAACAUAAAAAGGAAGUACAAAAUCUCAAGGAAAAACAUCAAAAAGAAGUAUCAGAACUAAAUGAGACAUUUUUGUCAGGUUCCGAAAAAGAAAAAUUAGCAUUAAUGUUUGAAAUACAGGGUCUUAAGGAACAGUGUGAAAACCUUCAACAAGAAAAGCAAGAAGCAAUAUUAAAUUAUGAGAGUUUGCGAGAAAUUAUGGAAAUUUUACAGACAGAACUAGGAGAAUCUGCUGGAAAAAUAAGUCAAGAGUUUGAAUCAAUGAAGCAACAGCAAGCAUCUGAUGUACAUGAACUUCAGCAGAGGCUAAGGACUGCAUUUAAUGAAAAGGAUGCUCUUCUAGAAACUGUGAAUCUUCUCCAGGAAGAAAAUGAAAAGUUGCUACAUCAACGAGAGUUAGUGUCACAACUUGAAAAUACCGUGAAGAGCCUUCAAGAAAAGAAUGAAGUGUACUUACUUGGUCUUAGUCAAAGAAACGUGAUGAUACAAGAAUUAGAAGCCAAAAUAAGUUCUCUUGUAGAGGAAAAAGAUGAUUUCAUAAGUAAAAUUAAAAAUUCUCAUGAGGAGAUAGAUGGUCUGCAUAGAAAGUGUGAGAGGGAAGAAAGCUUGGCUAGAGAACUUCGGGAGAAGCAAGAACAGGCCACCCAGUACAGCAGUGCAUUAGAACGGCAGGUAAACGAGCUGACGGGAAGACUAGAUGAGACUUUAAAAGAAAAGGUUGAAAAUGACCAAAAACUGGAAAAUCUUAAGGUACAAAUGCAAACUAUAUCUAAAGACCAGGAAGCAUUGUCAUCAGAAGUGAAGUCUCUUUAUGAAGAAAAUAGUAGACUGUGUUCCGAAAAGGACCAGUUAAGUAGGGAUUUGGAAAUCCUAGUAUCUCAAAAAGAAGAUUUUACCCUAAAAGAACAUAUUACUGAAUUAGAAAAGAAACUGCAGUUAAUCAUUGAAGAGCGAGAUAACUUAAAAAAACUGUUUGAAAAUGAGCAAGCUCAGAAGUCAUUUGUUAAAACUCAGCUGUGUGGUUUUCUUAAACAAAUGAGGUCGAGUGUUUCAGAAGAAAAUGAAGAGGAAGAUGUUAGACUUGUCCUACAAGCUGUAGGUGAAUCCUUAGCAAAAGUAAAUGAAGAAAAUCACAACUUGGUUUUGCAGUAUGUUGCAAGGGUGUUAGAAUUAGAAAAAGAAGUGAAGUGCCUUCAAGAAAAGGCUGAUCAAUGUGAAGAACUUAGGUCUUUACUAAGAGACUUUGAGCAAGAGAAAAUUCUCUUAAGACAAGAGUUAGAAGGAGCAUUGUCAGAAAAAGAGACCUUGCAGUUUGAUCUUUUAGAAAUAAAGAAUGCUAAUGAGAAAAGGCUUGAUAAUCACAAUCUUUCAAUUCAAGUUGAGGAAGUAUCUCAUAUAUUACACAGCAAAACUGAAACUGAGGUCCAUGAUGAAAAACCUAUGCCAGAACAUGAAGACCUAAGGCCAUUACUGGAACAAAAAGAAGUGGAAUUGCAAGAUGUAAGAGCAGAGUUGUUGUCAUUAAAGGAUUCCUUAGAGAAAUUGUCUUUAAAAGAUGAUCAGCUUUCUUCAGUAAAAGAACUGGAGGAGAAAAUCGCAAAUCUGGAAAAAGAAUCCAAAGGGAAGGAGGAAAAACUAAGUAAGAUAAAACUAGUUGCUGUAAAAGCAAAGAAAGAAUUAGAUUUUAGCAGAAAAGAGGCCCAGACUCUAAAGGAAGAGCUCGAAUCUGUUCGGGCGGAGAAGGAUCAGCUGUCUGUGUCCAUGAGAGACCUCAUCCAGGGAGCAGAGAGCUAUAAGAGUCUUUUAUUAGAAUAUGAUAAGCAGUCAGAGCAGUUGGAUAUGGAAAAAGAACGUGCUAAUAAUUUCGAGCGUCUCAUGGAAGAUCUUACAAAACAAUUAAGACAUUCAGCUUUUCAGUGUGAAAAAUUAAGCUCUGACAAUGAAGAUCUCCUGGCUCGAGUUGAGACACUCCAGUCCAAUGCUAAGCUAUUGGAAGGACAGAUUCUAGAGGCCCAGAGAGCCAAAGCAGUGGUAGACAAAGAACUAGAAGCUGAAAAGCUUCAGAAAGAGCAGAAGCUAAAGGAACAUGCCAGUACCAUAACUGAACUUGAAGAACUUCAGUUGCAAUUUCAAAAGGAAAAGAAACAGCUUCAGAAAAUCACGCAAGAGUUAGAGCUGGUGAAAAAGGACGCCCAGCAGACUACACUGAUGAACAUGGAAAUAGCAGACUACGAACGUUUGACCAAAGAACUAAAUCAGCAGUUAACUAACAAAAACAGCAAGAUAGAAGAUUUGGAGCAAGAAAUAAAAAUUCAAAGACAGAAACAAGAGACCCUACAAGAAGAACUGACCUCGCUGCAGUCUUCCCUGCAGCAGCAUGAGGAGAAACACUCCAGGGUCAAGCAGCUGCUUGUGAAAACCAAAAAGGAGCUGGCAGACGCAAAGCAGGCAGAAAUCGAUCAUCUCACUCUCCAGGCAUCCUUAAAGGGCGAGCUGGAGGCAAGCCACCAGCAAGGAGAAGUCUACAAAAUCCAGCUGGCUGAGGCGACUGCAGAGAAGCACAAGCUGCACGAACACCUGAAGGUGUCCGCGGAGCAGCACCAGCGUGUUCUUGGCACCUUCCAGCAGCGGGUGGCUGCGCUGCAGGAGGAGAACUGCGCGGCUAAGGCAGAACAAGCAGCUGUGGCCUCAGAAUUUGAGAACUACAAAGUCCGAGUUCACAAUGUUCUGAAACAGCAAAAGAAUAAAUGUGUGCCUCAGGCUGAAGCUGAGGGUGUGAAACAAGAAAGGGAGCACCUGGAGAAGCUGGUGGACCAGCUAAAGAUCAAGCUGCAGGACAGCCAGAGUCACCUGCAGGCCAGCGGGGCGGAGCUGCAGACGCUGCAGUCAGAGCAUGACACCCUGCUGGAGAGGCACAACCGCAUGCUACAGGAAACCGUGACCAAGGAGGCAGAGCUGCGGGAGAAGCUGUGUUCUGUCCAGUCUGAGAACUUGGCAAUGAAGGCUGAGAAUGCGAAGAUGGUGACUCAGCUGAUGUCCCAGAGCGAGGUCCUCCGCAGCAGCUUCCGAGAGCAGGUGCGGCACUUGCAGGACGAGCACCGGAAGACAGUGGAGACCCUGCAGCAGCAGCUCUCCAAGGUGGAAGCACAACUCUUCCAGCUCAAGAGCGAGCCGACCACACGAACUCCUUGCCAGCCUUUAAAGAACCUGCGAGAAAGGAGGACCACCGACCUGCCCCUCCUGGACAUGCACACGGUGACACGGGAGGAGGGUGAGGGAAUGGAGACGGCGGACACCGAGUCCGUGUCUUCUGCCAGCACCUGUGCGCCCUCGCUAGAGCAGCUGCUCAGCUCUCCUGAGACAAAACUUGACCAUCUUGCAGAGCCUCCUCUGUGGCAUGCUGAGUUUACCAAAGAAGAGCUGGUUCAGAAGCUCAGCUCUACCACAAAGAGCGCAGAGCACUUGAAUGGGCUGCUUCGGGAGACAGAAGCAACCAAUGCCAUCCUCAUGGAGCAAGUCAAGCUUCUCAAAAGUGAAAUCAGAAGAUUGGAAAGAAAUCAGGAGCGUGAGAAGUCCGUGGCCAGCCUGGAGUACCUGAAGAACGUUUUGCUGCAGUUCAUCUUCCUGAAACCCGGCAGCGAGCGGGAGCGGCUCCUUCCUGUCAUCGACACCAUGCUGCAGCUGAGCCCCGAAGAGAAGGGCAGACUGGCUGCCGUGGCACAGGGUGAGGAAGAAAAUGCUUCCCGGUCCUCCGGAUGGGCCUCCUAUCUGCAUAGCUGGUCUGGACUUCGAUAGAUAGAUGGGGAAGAGACCCAUUAGCCGAACAAGACCCAUCUGGAGAGCCAGUUCAUGUGUGUCACUGUUGUUCUGUUGAAGAGUGUCCAUGUCUUGCUGUGCCCUUCAUGUCUCAGACCGGAACGGAGUGAAAGCACAGCAGCUCUGCCUGGCCCCAGGGAGCUGCCAGGAGCGAGGGUUAGGGUUAUUAACCUUAACCACUGCAGCCCUGGCACCCAUGCAGCUCUGGUAUCUCAAGAACGUGGAAGUCAAUAGCUGCUGAGGACAUCUGUACUCAGGGUGUGACGAAAACUGGUUUGCUGGUCAGGUGGGCUUGGGGUUAUGAAGCUCUCUGCUGCAGCUGGUUGUGCAGCCAGCUGGAGUGGUCCUUUGCUGUGCAUGCUGCCAGGCUCCCAGCUGUCCAGGGCCAAGGUGUGGCUGUGUGACAGGCCGAGGGGGUGGUCCAGCCCCUCCCAGGCUCCCCCUGUGGGACCACUGCCAGCCUGCCUAUGUCUGCCUCCAGAAGAAAGCUGCUCAAAGUGGUGCUGCCUGAGUUGGCCUUGACUUUAGAAUGUGGCAGAGACUGCUGGUGCAUUCCUGCCAGCCACUGUGUGAUGCAGAGGUAGCAUUUCUGGUUGGAUGUAUUUUAUUGACAAGAUCAAAGCUGUGCUCUGACAAUUGAGAGUUCUGGUUUUACUCUGUGUGGGUCCCAUGCAGUGUGUGCUCAGCAGCCCUCAGGCCCCUCAGUGAUGCUGCACCCAACUCUGCAGGGGAGAGCUGCUGUCUAUACUCAGGCUCCUGUUAAGGUCGGUUUCUGGCUUAGUGCACUGCAGGUUUGCCGCCGACAUGAUGAGUCCAUCCUUGGAAAGGAUUCCUUCUCUACUUCUGCUUCUGUCUUACAGAUCAGGCCAGACUGGUGAAUGUAUUGAUGAAGAUGGAUCUAUUUCAGAGCUGACUUUAAAAGUCUAUUUUUACUUUAUAAGCUGUGAAUAUGAGUGUGCCAGCAGCGUACAUGGUGACUGUAAUGAUAUUUAAAUAAAUUUUACUUUUUCUUCGAGCCUA